AUGCGAAGCAAAUGGAGAAGAAAACUUUACUUUUUACUCAACCCGAGAAGCGAGUACGAAGACAGUGACGAGGAGGACUCAAUAGAAAACCAGGAUGGAGAACCGGACAAGUCCAGCAACGUUCAAACAUUUUGGAACAUUUUUAACGCGAAUCAAGGAGUUGCUGUACUGACGAUGCCGUUUGUUGUAAAAUGUGGUGGUUGGCUUGCUCUACUUAGCAUUGCAGGGGUGGCAGUUAUUUCAAAUUACACAAAUAAGAUUUUGGUAGGCUGUCUGUACGAUUACAAAAACGGGGAACGGUAUAGAGCGAGGAAUAGCUAUAUGGAUAUUGGGGACGCAUUCGCAGGACGGUACGGCCGAACGUUGGUCCAUUUUGCGCAAAUUUUUGAACAAUUGUCUUACUGUACUUUACUCUUGAUUCUGAGCGGAUCAAUCUUAGAGAAAUCGUUUCCGCACAUGGGUUUACAGCGUAGUGAUUGGACCGCAAUUGCUGCCUUUAUGGUGUUACCCAAUAUACUGCUCAAGUCUAUAACCGAUGUAUCAUGGGUCAGCUUUGUGGCGGUGCUCAUUGGUCAGGUGGUAUACACUAUACUCAUCGGGUUUUGUGUAUGGCAUUUACCAAAGUGGGAAACUGAUGCAGUGCCAGAGUUUGAUAUAUCACAAUACGGAGUGGCGGUGGGGAUUAUCGUAGUGAGUUACGCCUCGCAACCUUACAUGCCAGCGAUUGAAGAUAGCAUGAAAGAGCCAGCGAAAUUCCCCCAAGUGAUAAACCUCGCCUAUCUCGCUAACACGGGCGUGAAAAUGGGUUUCGGGAUAAUUGGUUUUCUCACAUUUCAAGAGCAAACUAAACAAGUUAUAACCAGAAAUAUACCACAUGGCUUCCUACAUUUGCCUAUCAAUGUCCUGGUUUUUGGUUUGGCGCUUUCGUCGUAUACCAUCCCAGUAUAUACGGUGUUUGAUUUGCUCCAGGAUAUUAAUGUGUCAUGGUUUCCGCUCGCCACGUUACUCGAGGGCACGGAUAGGCUGACACGAAUCACGAUGUUAACAGCACGAUCUUUCGUGAUCUCGGUUACCCUUUUAACAGGCGUUAUAAUCCCGCAUUUCGGGCUGUACAUGGCGUUGGUCGGAAACUUCACAGGCAUGUGCCUGGCUUUCAUCUUCCCGGCAAUCUUUCAUAUGAAGAUAUGUUAUGAUAGGUUAGAAUGGCAUCAUUUUGCAGUCGAUACUCUGGUCGCGGUGUUUGGCAUCUUUGGCGCGGCUAUUGGGUGUCAUUUCUCCAUCUUGGCUUUACUAGAGGCAUAUAAAGAUAACUAG
This is a messenger RNA of Paramuricea clavata, 1314 nucleotides long. NCBI's taxonomy places the organism in Eukaryota, Metazoa, Cnidaria, Anthozoa, Malacalcyonacea, Plexauridae. The record is from the annotation of a GenBank genome assembly.